UCUUAUUACAGCCCAGGCCAUGCUAUAGAAAUGCAAAUAGCCGUUUCCUCUUCUCUUUCUCUCUCUCUCUCUUUGAUUUUGUAAAUUGUAAAUACCCAGAAACUUUCAUAUUCAUAACAUAUAGUGGAGUAUCAUAUUCUUAAUCGUUUUUCAUAGGUAUUAACGUUUUGUUGUUCUGCGUACACACCUUUGAAAACCAUGAAGGUGCUUCUCUCUCUGUUGCUGCACAUUGCUCUGUUUUCAAGACUCUCUUUUGCUGGCGACCCAACUCUUUCCACUGAACUUCGCGUUUCCUACACCACUGUUUCACCCCUCGGUCUUCCUCAACAGGUCAUAGCUAUCAACGGGAAGUUUCCAGGACCUCUCAUCAAUGUUACAACCAAUAACCAUCUAGUUGUGAAUGUGUUCAAUGAAUUGGAUGAAGAGCUUCUCAUGACAUGGUCUGGGGUUCAAAUGCGGCGAAAUUCAUGGCAAGAUGGAGUCCUUGGCACAAAUUGUCCAAUUCCUUCCAAAUGGAAUUGGACAUAUCAGUUUCAAGUCAAGGAUCAAAUUGGGAGUUUCUUUUACUUCCCUACUCUUAAUUUGCAAAGAGCCUCUGGUGGUUUUGGCCCCUUUGUUAUCAAUAAUAGGGAAGUUAUCCCAAUUCCUUUUGCACAGCCAGAUGGUGAUAUUUUUAUAAUGAUUGGUGAUUGGUAUACUCAAAACCACACGGCUCUAAGAGCAACGCUUGAUAGUGGAAAAGACCUUGGAAUACCAGAUGGUGUUCUUAUCAAUGGGAAGGGACCUUACCAGUACAAUGCUACUCUUGUUCCUAGUGGCAUCAAUUAUGAAACAAUUACCGUUGAUCCAGGCAAGACUUAUCGAAUUCGUGUCAACAAUGUGGGCAUUUCGACUUCUUUGAAUUUCCGAAUUCAAAACCAUAAUCUACUGUUGGUGGAGACAGAGGGGCAUUACACAACUCAAACGAAUUUCACCAGUUUCGAUAUUCAUGCUGGCCAGUCUUACUCUUUUCUGCUUUCUACUGACCAGAAUGCUAGUACAGACUACUAUAUUGUUGCAAGUGCCAGGUUUGUGAAUGAAUCAUUGUGGGAGAAGGUUACAGGUGUCGCAAUUUUACACUAUUCAAAUUCCAAGGGUUCAGCCAGUGGUCCUCUUCCUCCCCCACCAGAUGAUUUUUAUGACAAGACAGCUUCAAUGAACCAAGCAAGAAGUAUCAGGCAAAAUACUACUGCUAGUGGUGCCCGUCCUAAUCCUCAGGGAUCCUUUCACUAUGGCUCCAUCAAUAUAACUGAUACUUAUUUGCUAAAGGCUACAUCGCUGGUGCCAAUUAAUGGCUCUAAUCGAGCUACUAUUAAUGGGAUCUCAUUUCACAAGCCCGACGUUCCAUUCCGGCUUGCCGACAAUCACAGCUUGAAAGGAACAUAUAAGCUUGAUUUUCCAAGCAAGCCAAUGAACAGAACACCAAUAAUUGACAGAUCAAUUAUUAAUGCUACAUACAAGGGUUUCAUUGAGAUUAUAUUGCAAAACAAUGACACCACUAUUCAAAACUUCCAUUUGGAUGGUUACUCCUUUUUUGUAGUAGGGAUGGACUAUGGUGAUUGGACAGAAAAUUCUAGAGGUUCUUAUAACAAGUGGGAUGCAAUAUCUCGCUGUACAACUCAGGUUUUUCCUGGAGGAUGGACAGCGAUCCUUAUAUCGCUGGACAACGUUGGAUCAUGGAACCUGAGAGCAGAAAACCUGGACAGGUGGUACCUAGGCCAAGAAACUUAUCUGAGGAUCGUCAAUCCGGAAGAAAACGGUGAUACGGAGAUGGCUCCGCCGGAAAAUGUUCUAUAUUGUGGUCCCCUCAAAUACUUGCAGAAGACAAAUUCUCAGUUUUCUGCAGCUUCUACCUUGGGACAUAGCUUGAACCUUUUCACAUUGCUCCUGGGAGUUUUUGCUGUGAUUUUUCUUAUCCUAGCUAGCUAAGUUUCUGUUCUGCUCCAUUGACAUUUAUACAGUUCCCAACAACGUAGUUAUAGGAUUGUGAGAAAGCUUGAUUACUUAUUCCUUUGUCUAAAGAAAGUACAACUGCUUUUUGUUUAGUUAUGUCAUGCUUUGUACACAUUUUUCUUUGUUUACAUGUUAAUCACCAAAAGCUCAUUUAAGGCUAUCUGGGUUUGGUAAGCUUUAAAUCCAGGGUAGACUACAAAUUAUGAGGUACUCAAAUUUUAACUCAAUCCAGAAUUUCAUGUCA
This is a messenger RNA of Cajanus cajan (pigeon pea), 2236 nucleotides long. RefSeq names its product SKU5 similar 1 (gene SKS1). Gene Ontology annotation, cellular component: plasma membrane. Lineage: Eukaryota; Viridiplantae; Streptophyta; Magnoliopsida; Fabales; Fabaceae. The record is from RefSeq and is a predicted model, not a curated record. Gene Ontology annotation, molecular function: oxidoreductase activity; copper ion binding.